AUGGCUGGUGAAGAAGGAAAGUCUGCGGAUGACCCACCUCAGGGUGGAGUCCUCUGUUUCGGCUGCCGCGCCGGGAGGCGGCGGAACAGAGACUGGAGUGUUCUAGAGAGAUUCAAUAUUUGUCGCACCAGCUCGAUCCCCGCUUCCCCUGCCAACGAUAGCAGGUCCGUGAUGGAGGAUGAGGAGGCAGGAGAUGUGCCGUUCAGGGAAGUGGUGGGAUGCCUGAUGUGGAUCGCCAACAAUACGAGGCCAGAAACUUCGAACGCUGUGCGGACGGUGGCGAGACACUCUCACGAGCCCAAGAAGAGUGACUGGAAGGCAGCCCAGAAGAUUUUGAGUUAUCUUAAGGAAACGGCACAUCUAACUCUGAAGUACAAGCAGGACACUACGGUAGACGUAGGCACGUUAGUGUACGUAGACGCUGACUUUGCCAGCAAGGCCACUGACCGUAGAUCAGUUUCUGGAGCAUUAGUUCGUGUAGCUGGCUGUCUUGUGUCUUGGUUUGCUUGGACGCAGAAAUGUGUAUCACUGUCAACUUCUGAAGCAGAGUAUAUUGCGAUGGGUGACGGUGUUAAGGAGGCUCUCUUUGUGAACGGGAUGCUUCAGUUCUUGAGACCUAGUGCGAAGCCUCGGAAAAUUGACGUCUUUGAGGACAACGAAGGAGCGAUUGCGCUUGCAGAGAAUCCGCUUAGCUCGAGUAGGAGUAAGCACAUUGACGUGAGGCACCACUUCCUUAGGAAUUUGACGGAGGAGGGCGUGAUCGAGGUCACCCAUGUCCCAAGCAAGGUGCAGCAUGCUGACAUCCUCACAAAGGCUCUACCGAGAAACCUUUUUGAAGUUCACCGUGACUUUGUCCUUGGCUCAGUAGCUGAGAAGUAG
Molecule: messenger RNA, 879 nt
Organism: Ectocarpus sp. CCAP 1310/34
Lineage: Eukaryota; Phaeophyceae; Ectocarpales; Ectocarpaceae
Source: the annotation of a GenBank genome assembly